AUGGAAACACCAUCGAAGGAUAAAUCCAGAUCAUACGGAGAGAGAAAGAUUCCUGUUAAGCUGCCACGACUGCAUGGGGUAGUUUUCGGAAAAAUUGUUGGAGAAGGAUUUUUCUCGCACGUUUAUAAUGGUACAUAUCAUGAUAAACCAGCAGCAAUAAAGCUUGUAGAGCGUGGAAAUUCAAAUGGGCAUCUAAAAGAAAUCGAAUUUCUCAAAAAAUUACGUGGAGUACCAGAUAUUGUUCAAUUGUACUCAGUUUUUGAAGCAGAUAAUACAUUUAUAGUAUUUGAACUUCUAGAAUCUUGUACACCGGCAUACUUUUAUGAAAAUACCACUAUUCCUCGACUUCGGCAUUAUAUCAAGCACGUUUUAAAUGCUUUAAAAGGUGCUCAUAGCCAAAACAUUGUUCAUAGAGAUGUUAAAUUCUCAAAUAUUCUUGUAUCUCCAACAUGGGAUAGGAUUUCUCUCAUAGAUUGGGGAUGUGCAUCUUAUAUUUCGGAAUCCAUGUCAUCAUGUGCUGGCUCGCGCGUCACCAGAUCACCAGAAAUGCUCCUUGGAUAUAAAGGAUAUAAAACUGGAUGCGAUGCUUGGGCAGUCGGCACUUUGAUAAUUGAUAUUUUGACAGAAGGCAAAGUUCCAUGGAAAAAAGAGUCUACUCAAGAAACACUCAUAUCACUGACCCACUAUUUCGGUGCAGAAGCUCUAAUUAGAAUCGCAGGGCGCUAUUGUUUACCACUUGAUCCGAACCUUCUCAGUAAAAUGACUAAAGAUCCCAUUAGAAAUCUUGAAACAAAGUUUACUGAGAGAAUGCAACCAAUAUGGACGAAGAAACUUAGGAAAUUAACUUUAGGCCUUCUCCAAAUCGAUCCAGAGAAGAGAUUAUCUGUCGAAAAGGCAAUGAAGGCCAGAUAUUUCUUCAAGAGAAGGAAGAUCACUCGCGAACUUUAUCCUGUUACUUUAUCUUUCGAUUAA
Messenger RNA from Trichomonas vaginalis G3, 972 nucleotides. Its product is annotated as protein serine/threonine kinase protein. The transcript has a single exon. Gene Ontology annotation, biological process: protein phosphorylation. Gene Ontology annotation, molecular function: ATP binding; protein serine/threonine kinase activity. The record is from RefSeq and is a predicted model, not a curated record. Lineage: Eukaryota; Parabasalia; Trichomonadida; Trichomonadidae. Gene Ontology annotation, cellular component: protein kinase CK2 complex; cytosol; nucleus. Bases 1 to 972 code for a protein of 323 amino acids.